This is a messenger RNA of Rubroshorea leprosula, 1474 nucleotides long. Lineage: Eukaryota; Viridiplantae; Streptophyta; Magnoliopsida; Malvales; Dipterocarpaceae. The record is from the annotation of a GenBank genome assembly.
AAGCAUAAUAUUUCACGGAGAUUUACAGCGAACUCACUCUUCUUUUCAUUGAUGACUUCAAAACCAAAUAAAGGAUUCCAUUGCUUGGAAUAUGAGUGGGUUUUUAGCAAAUGGCGUCAAGGAAAGAAGCAGAGAAGAGAGGGAAGUCAAGAUGGCAGACCAAAGUUCUUUUGGCUGGUUGUCUGUUGGGUUGAAGAAGGCAAAACCAUUCUUGGCAAUGGUGUCCUUGCAAUUUGGUUAUGCAGGGAUGUAUAUUAUUACUAUUAUUGCUUUGAAGAAAGGCAUGAGUCAUUAUAUCCUUUCAGUCUACCGCCAUGUUAUUGCAUUUCUUAUCAUGGCUCCCUUUGCCCUUGUCCUUGAAAGGAAAGUAAGGCCAAAGUUAACCUUACCUAUCUUCCUAAGGAUAAUGGCACUUGGGUUGCUUGAGCCAGUGCUAGACCAGAACUUAUACAAUGUGGGGAUGACAUAUACAUCGGCAACAAUGGGAGCAACCUUUGUCAAUAUGCUUCCUGCCGUUACCUUCAUUCUUGCUAUGAUUUUUAGGCUAGAGAAGGUGAAUGUGAAGAAGUUUCACAGUGUGGCCAAGGUGAUAGGAACUGUAAUCACAGUGAUGGGGGCAAUGGUCAUGACUCUGUACACUGGUCCUGCCAUCCAUUUCAUCAAGUCUGCGGGAGCAAUCCACCAUGGAAACACCACUGAAUCUGAUAAGCACAACCACUUUAUUGGCAUCUUGCUUCUAUUUGGAAGCAUUUGCAGUUGGUCAGGCUUCUUCAUAUUACAAUCAUUCACACUAAAGAAGUACCCAGCAGAACUCUCUCUUACAGCUUUGGUAUGCUUGGUGGGAGCAGUGGAAGGUGCUGUGGUUUCUCUUAUUUUUGAAAGAGACAUGAGUGUCUGGAAAGUUGGCUUUAACAGCAAGUUCGUUGCUAUUGCUUACUCUGGAGUGGUUUGCUCUGGAAUCGCUUAUUAUGUACAAGGGGUUGUGAUUCGAGAACGAGGCCCUGUUUUUCUUACAUCUUUUAGUCCUCUAUGCAUGAUCAUAACUGCUACUCUUGGGGCUAUAGUUUUGAAAGAGUUAAUCCACUUGGGCAGCAUACUUGGAGCCAUUCUCAUAGUGAUUGGACUAUACACUGUGGUGUGGGGCAAAAGCAAAGAUACGAAAAGUACGUCAGAAGAAUCGAUUAUGACUAAAGAUAUAGGUAAAAACCAAGAAUUGCCCAUUGUCGAUCAUGGAGGCAUAAUUGAUGGUCCUGUCAAAAUUCUUAAAAUUCCAGCUGCAGACAACAUCAGAUCAGAUUCUAUUGUGUCCAAAUAGAAUGUUGUCUUGUCUGUCUAGCAAGUCUGGUCUAAUCCCUCUCUCCAAACUUGCUCCAUCUGUGUACUAGGUCUAAGAGCAUGCACCAGCCUACCCGGCUUCUUUUGUUGUUGUACUUUUGAACUAAUCAAAGUGCCUUAAUGAAAUUAAUCAAUGUUU